Dreissena polymorpha is the source of this 5586-nucleotide messenger RNA. RefSeq lists its product as uncharacterized. Bases 96 to 1241 code for a protein of 381 amino acids. NCBI's taxonomy places the organism in Eukaryota, Metazoa, Mollusca, Bivalvia, Myida, Dreissenidae. The record is from RefSeq and is a predicted model, not a curated record. The transcript has 2 exons.
AUAGUGCCUCGUUAGCAUCCGAGAUUCUUCACACGCUCAACAAGCUAACAAAGCUUUAUUUGAGAGGGACCUAUACGGGUCGUUGUGAUCUCAAGAUGCCUGCUUCAUUGCAGUGUAUAUCUUUUGAUGAUGGCGAAUGUUCAUCUGAGUGGCUGUGUAGCUUUUUGAUCACGCUGUCGGAAGUACACCAUCAAGUUGAGUGUACAAUGUUUAAUUUUCUUGUAAAAACAAGUGAUACUGAAAGUAGGAUCGAGACAGAUAGUACUGUUAUUCGUAGUGAAUUGUUGUCAUGUGACUUAUCUCAUGUUAAGCUUAACGUUGAUCACAAUAGUAAAGUGCCUUUUGAACUUAUUCGUAGUACGAAUAUAAAUUCUCUGUUGCUCACAGCUAAUGACGAUGCGUCCCUGGAUGUGGUGACACAAAGCUCCUUAACCAUGCUUAAAGAAAUUCGUUUCAAGGGAAUUCACAUGACACGUUUUGAUCACAAAUUACCAUCUACUCUGCAAUUUAUGAUUUUAUGUGAUGGAUAUUGUUCACCAGAUUGGUUGAAAAGUUUGAUGAUACACCUGUCUACAUUAGGCCAUACUGUCCGUUUGUACUUGUAUGAAUAUGCUCUGGUAUCGAGUGGUGAGUCAAAUGCCAUGGCUUUAGAACCGCCUAUUUUGAAAUGUGAAGAUUUGUCGAAUAUUAAAUUGGAGUUAAUGAAGGACUCCCCUGGAUUGUAUGAAACGUUACCCACAAUUAAUAUUACAAGUCUGAACAUGACGCAAAUCGAACGUCCCGACAUUCUGUUACAUACACUGCCUCUACUCACCCACUUGCAGCAGCUAAGGAUGUGUUUAAAACAAUAUACGGUGAUGAAACUACCAGGAUCUAUAAAGUAUGUGUUUAUAAUUUACACAACAUUUUCCCAUUCAUCGUUACAACAUUUCGUGCAGGACAUGUAUACCGCACAACAUAACGUACAAUGUAAAUUGCUGUUCCGUGUUGAAGGGAAUGAAGAUGAUUAUUCGAGAAUUAAACACGAAGUGUGUAAACUGGAGUCAGUAGAAAUGCAAAAGUUUGAAGUUGUAGACAAACGACAUUUUCGGGGGGCUGUUGCUGCUGCUGCUACUCUUUCUGCUACCGCUGACGAGGCUGAUGACGAUUUUGAUAAGCAUUUACUACGGAGAGAGGGAUAUGUUGAUUCUCGAACGUGGUUGCACUAUUGUAAAAUUCGACUCAAAUUUGAAUUUAGAUAACAUUUAUUCCGCUCGAUUAACUCGUGCUCCUUUAAUAUUAUUUUGUCCGUCUGUGUAUGUGACCGAAUUCAUGAAAUAUUAUAGGGAGUCUAUUCUUACAAUUUAUGUCUUAAUGUUGAGUUAUCGCAUUAACUGAUUUUAUGCAAAUAGAAUCAAUAUGUUCUCAGAGAUAUAUAAUUAAAAAGUUUCUGUGUUAUCUCCCUUUGAAUAACGCAUAUUCUAUACAUUAAGGUAUAUAUUUAUAUGCAAUAAAAACACAUUUCGGAAAAAUAGAUUCUAAAACGAUCAGAUACGUUAACCGUUAUAUUAAUACAUUAUUAUUUAUCUAAAAAUUAUGACUAAAACUAAGUUUUCACAAUUUUGAUUUAAUGAUAUAAAUCAAUACCAUGCUCGGCAUAUUUCUGUAAAGAGAAACAUUUCAGCCGUUAUCUGUACAUCUUAAGAAAUAACAUAACCUAUUAUUAAGAGUGAUUAGAUAUGCUUUAUACUGGAAAUUACUUAGAUUUACACUUUCAGAAAAUGUUUUUUUAAUGAAUUAAUUAAAAGCGAUUUUAUAAUAAGGCAAACCCGUGGAAUUUCAAAUAUCGGAUAGUAUUGUGAUUCGUAGCACUCAUAAUGUACUAAAAUGUCAAGUACUUUUGCAAAUACAUGUUUCAAAUCUUCACACAGGUGCGAUAUUUUUAAUCAGAUAUUGUCAAAACAACUUGCAUUUUCUUCUCAAAGAAAAUAAGUCUUUUAUGCAACCGGACAUUAAACAAUAAUAUAACGUGCAAAUGGUAACGUAGAAACAUGACAAUGUUUUUCCGAAAUGACAAUCAUAAACAAGUGGCAUUAUUGAUUUUUACAAUGUAUUGAACACGCAAUUAUGAGUAUCCGGGCCGUCCUAAGAAUAUGAACGACCCUAGCGUUCUUGUGACGAUUUUUGGCGUUGUCGGGAAGCAACAAACUGACAAAAACACCUGUAUGCAAAAUCGUACCAUGGCUUAUCCAAACAUUCAGCGUAUGUUUCUACGAUGAUGUGCAACAGAAUGUCUCAGCAUCCUCUCUGCUCCCAACAUAACGUCUAUUCAAAGGCCUAAAAAUAUCUUCCCGAAUGAUGAAGUAUCAACGUACGUCUCGAGGCCCAUGUUUUCCCAGGUUGACGUACCUUCAAAAGUCUAAGCGACCGCCCCGCUCCGAGGAUGACGUCACAAGGCGCGUAUCAGGUCCAUCUGUUCAUUUCGUCAUCCCUCCAAACGCCUCAGUGAUUUCAUGAUGACGUCAAUUCUUGUAUCUCAAGAUCCACCCUUCUUACACGAUGACGGCUCCUAUACUUUCUCAUGAUUCAGUGUACUCAAAAGUUUGUUAUUGCGCUAUUUUGUCCCUUAUAUCGGAUUGACAUUUCUAUUGUGCCGUUAUUAUUUACACGUAAUGCUAUGCUGUAUCGAAAGAAUUUUGAAAGUCAUGCUUAUUAUACAUAAUAUUGGACCAAAAUGUAUUCUCUUACAGCUGUCUGCUGUAGACAUGUAAAUAUUGAAUAAAUGUAAUUAGUAUGACGACAUUGUUAACAGGAGCUGUUUGUAAUAAAUCAUUGCCUGCCUUGAUCAAUAUGUUGAUAAUUCAUACUAAGUAAUGAAGAAACAUAACAGUAUUGUACAUAAAUUAUAAAUGUAUAUUUUGUCAUCCUUCCAACAAUUAAAUAUGUAUAAUACGCUUGAGAAAAUUAAUAUCAAAUUAAAAAUAUGUAAUAUAUUGCGUAAUAAGAUUUUCCAAUUGUAAAUUGUUUCGUACACAUGUUCAUUAAUAUCCUUUAACUUGAAAUAUGAUGGUUUUUGUAUAGUAACUGUGUCUACUUUUUCGUUUAAACAAUUGAUAUUAUUCUCUGUGUGUUUUUGUUCAUCUGGAUUUGUCAUUAUUUAUCAAACUCCAUGAUGUAAGUUUAACUACCGUUUAUCAUCUCCAACCGUUGACAUCUGGAAUAUUCAUGAAAAUUCAUUGUAAAUACAGUUUAUACAUUGUACAUAAAAUCUGAAUCCCUCAAUUUAAAUAGUAUGUGCACAACUCAUAAAAAUUCUGUAUUAUGAUUCGUAUCGUUCAAGUGAGCAAACAUGGUUCUGAAUACAGUACACUGAAUACAGUACACUGUCUCUUAAACACUGGCCUCAGUGGUUUUAUUUAUCUGCAUCACGCUAUACCAUCGUGAAUGCCCAACCAAGAGCUUUGUACAUUAGAUUUGUUAAAACGGUAUUAUGAAUUUAAGUAAUACUGCAUAAUAUAAAACUAAUUUAGAGUCAGUUUUGUUGUAGGCGACCUUCUUUUUGUAGUAAAAUCAUUUUAGUUAUGGAUUAGUAUGUACAUAUUACAUUUAUUUUUCGGUUUGUUUCCAUUCGUUGACAUCAAAUUAAUGCAUGUUGAAUACUAGAUAUAAAUUUAAAAACACAUUUCCUUUAAUAUAGAACAUAUGUGCAGGCUCAGCUAUUUUUGUGUACAUAUGCAAUUGUUUCAUUACUAUUGUCUAGCUACAGGUGUUUAUAUAGUGUGCACUAUAAUAGUUGAUUUAAAGUAAAAAAAUGUUAUUGUAACGUGAUACAUAAGGCUAAUGAAAAUACAAUAUAUCGUUAUUCAACAUUGUCAAUAAGGAGGUCUUUAACAAUUAUGAAGUUUCAUCUUACUUGUUUAACAUGUUGUCAGUUCAUAGUUGAAUGUAUCCUAUACUUUAGUAUGCAUUUAAAUCUAGUGUCAGCGAAUAGUAUUUGAAAUUGUCAAAUAACCCAAUAUGCUAUAUGAACCGAAAGUUUAUCUGUAGUGCACCUGUGUGUAUAUAUAUAUAUAUUAAAUAUCAGUUGUUGUUUUGUAUUGUCCAUAACUCAUAUAGUUUUAAUAUUGUAUGUGUAAAAAGUAUUUCGACUUUUAUGACAUUUAUGUAAUUUAUUGUUCAAUACCCGAUGUCGAUGUAUUGGAUGUGCUUCUGACUUAGAAAAGUAAUCGGACGAGUUUUCUUUAUUUGUAGUAAGAUUAUGCUACAAUGAUGUAUAUCAGCCAUGUGCAUCGUUUUGUAUUUAACAAUUAUAAUAUGUGUGCAUGUAUUUGUGUGAGUACUUUGUACUUUUUGUAUAAAUUAGUAAUCUUUAAGGGGCCUUUUCAUGUUUUGGUAAAUUGACAAAAUUUAAAAAAAGAUUUCAGAUUUGCAAAUUUUCGUUGUAGUUAUGAUAUAGAUAUAUAUUUGUUAGGAAACAGUAAUACUGAGCAUUUAUCAUGCUCUUAAAUAUCGAUUAUAUGCAUCUUUUGACGAUCGUCGAUUGAAUAAUUCGGAGAGUUCUGUUGUCAUCCUUAUAUUUUGUGAUACUACGAGGAUUGCUUAUAUAAAGUAUAAAAUACAUCACUCAUUGUAUGAGCACGGAUGGCCGAGUGGUCUAAACGAUCGAAUUUUACUAUAAGGGUCAGUGGUCCGAGUUCUGUUGAGGGUUACUUUUUUUUCUUUUUUUUAUUAUAUUCGUUAUCUUUCUUUUAAUGGAGCUUACAUUUGUUUACAUUUAUCAAUAUAAACCAUUAAAGGACAAACUUUAAAACAUGCCAAAAUCUGUGAAAAGGCUCCUUUGAUGUUUAAUAUCUAUUUUCAAGUAUGUGCUUGUAUAUAACAUUACGCCAUGUAUAACUGCAACUUUAACACUGUGGAAUAAAAUCUGUAUUUAAAUGUCUAAAUGUACAAUAGUAAAUUCGUUUGCUCUCGAACAUUACCUUUGAAAUACAAAUCUGUAUUUAACUUAUACAAAUCGUUGGUGUGGUGUAUUACUGGAAGGUUGCAUUAAAAUACAUGUCCAAUGACAAUCUAAUGCAUGAGAUUAUUCUUAAAUAUAAAAGAAUGCAUACGAAUUUCACUCACUUUUGUGCAGAUAAACGUAUGGUCAAUAAUAAAACUCACCAAUUCGCAAAAUUCAUUAGCUAUCUUACAAAUAUGUUUAUUAGUAUUUUUAAUUUGUUUUAAACUACACCAUAGCGUAUAUUGUAAACAUGUAAGUGCGUUGACUCGGGAAAGACAGACAGGAAAAUGUGUGAUGUACAAAGAUUGCAUGCAUCUAAUAAUAUUUUAUUUCUCCGUCUUCAGUAAGAUUAGUUUUAAUGUUGGUUAUUUAUAAAACACACAUUGAAUUCAAAAGGUGUACACGUACGUUUGUCCACAUACAAGCCUGUAUGUUCAAAUGUUAGUUUAGCCCCUGACGGAUGUUCGUGUUGAACUCGCGUUUAUAUUUUAACAUACAGGUGUAUGUGCGUUAUGUUCAACUGUUACAUUAUUGUAUUAUUAUGAAGUGUGACCGUGUAAUGUUUGUCAUUUGUCAUAUAUGUAUAUUAUUUGUUUGUGUAACAU